GCUUGCUGGUCGCGGCGCCGCCGCCGCCGCUGCUGUACUGUCUGUGUGUAUGUGUGUGUGUCUGCAGCCCUUCACACGGUUUGGUCGACCAGUACACACAGCGGAGCUUGUCGUCUGGAGAGACGCAAACAGAGACAGGUAGCUUAGUCCGGGUAUGAAACAUGGAGCUCUCGGCGGUGGGAGAUCGCGUUUUCGCCGCGGAAGCCAUACUUAAACGCCGCGUCCGUAAGGGAAGGCUUGAAUACCUGGUGAAAUGGAAAGGAUGGGCAAUGAAGCACAGCACUUGGGAGCCGGAGGAGAACAUCCUGGAUGACAGACUGAUUUUGGGGUUUGAACAAAAAGAGCGGGAAAGAGAAUUGCAUGGGCCAAAGAAAAGGGGACCAAAACCCAAGAACUUUGUUACAAAGGGUCGUGGUCAUAAAGGGGAGACCAGCGGGCGAGCCUCAAACAGCCGUCAGACCACUUCGCGCCCCACUUCGUCCACUUCCAGUCGGGCAGCUUCCUCCUCCUCCUCCUCUGCCUCACCUCAUCAUAUACCAUCGUCCUCCAGCUCAACUGUCGCACCUUCUCCUAAACUCAACUCACUUGCAGCCACCCACAAACUGAAGAAAGACAUUCACCGUUGCCACCGAAUGUCCCGGCGCCCUCUGCCUCGCACUGACCCCAUGGCGACCACCUUCUCCACUCCUGGUGGCUUCCCCUCCCGCAUGCAUGUCUCCCCCUUCUCUGAAACCGUCCGCAUCCUUAACCGUAGGGUGAAACCCCGAGAAGUCAAGAGAGGUCGAAUCAUCCUCAAUCUGAAGGUCAUUGACAAAGCGGGUAGGGGUGGCACAGCUGCAGGGAGUAGGAAUAUUUCAGCAGGACGUCAAAACAUCCCAUCCCGCAAUCGCAUCAUUGGGAAGAAGGGAGAAGCCCCAUAUAGACCUUUCCAGCCUCCUCUGAAGAUGCUGGGGUUUCCGAUGUACGGGAAGCCAUUUGGGCUGCAGUGUGGAGGAGCUGUGCCUUUUCACUCCCACCCAGGUUCAUGUUCCAGCACAGGAGCUAGGGACAGCCGCACCACCUCUUCUCAGUACCAGUCACCACCUUCUCCUUCCAGCUCCAGUGGGUCUGAAGGAAAAUCCCCCACCAAUGCUACAUCUGCCCAGUCUCAGCCUGCCACUGGGGCCUCACCUUCUAGCAAGGAUCCCAAGUCCAGUAAACCUCACGCAGAGACCCAGAAGAGCCAGAGCACCAAGCCCUCCACCCCUGCCCCGUCCUUGGAUGCAAACCAGGCUGCAUCAUCAUCACCCUUCCUCCCCGCCUCUCCCUCUUCUUCAGUGGAAGAUGAAGAAGACGAGGGUGCCCCGGACCGUACGGUGCCGACAGAGGAAGGCAGGAAAAAUCUUCGCCAACGCAGGGCUAAACAUCAGUUGCCCAUCACGCUUCCCGCUACCACUCCAGGGGACCAAAUCUCUGCCCCUGCUGAACCCCAGAGGGUGCCUGCUGAAGGAGACCCCGACUGGCACCCUGAAAUGGCGCCGAGCUGCAAAGAUGUCGUGGUCACGGAUGUGACCACCAACCUUGUCACCGUCACCAUAAAAGAGUUCCCCUCCCCUGCCUCCUGCCCUGCUUCGCCUUCUGCCAGCCCCGAAAAUGCCUCUUCCCCUGCUCCUGUCACCGCCCCUGAUGAUGCCUCCCCAGCGAAGCCAUCUACAUCACUGAUCUUCACGGUCAUAAUGAAGUUCGCGGUGGUGCUUGUGGGAGCUGGCACCCUGGCCUUUCUCGGCGCGGUCAUCUGCAUCAUCGCCAGUGUUUAUCCCCGCAAACGCGCCGCUCUUCUCAGCGAUAAUAGCACCUUGACAUCGGAGUCGCUGCUCCAGCCCCUGGAACCGGGAUCGGUGGCCCACGCCGGACCGCUGGGCGCGCUGCAUGGCGCAGAGUCGUACGAUGGUGGAAACGGGCUCGGCGGCAUUGGCGUGGAAGUUCCCACUCUCAACGAGCUUAACCUUGGGGAGGAGACGGGUGGAGGGUCAGCGAAACAGUUCAGCUUCAGCCGACUGAUCUGCACUCCUGUACCGAUCGGAGAGUGCAAGACCAAAGAUCUGAGGCAGCGUAGGGACCAGCAGCAGCGGCAGCAGCAGGCGGAUGAUCCGCUCUACGGGACCGGAGAUGAAGAUCUCCGGACCACCGCGGAGGAACUCCGGCAGAUGGUCCUGCAGCAGAACGACCAGAUCCUCAUGGAUCAGAGGACAAUUCGGGAGCUGACCGGAAAGCUAAGUGAGUGUGAGAGCGGUCUGGAGGACGAGCGGAGCGUCCCGGAGCGGAGCAUCGGGGUCUGGAGUGGUAACCGCCGCGUCAUGGCCGGGGAUGAUGUGACCUCAUCUGCCGCGGCACAGCUGCAGACGGCGCGGGCUGUGGAGGAGCUGGCUCGGGCCAUUAUGGAGCUGAAGGAUCGCAUCGAGAAACUUGAGGCGGAGAUAGGCCCUGCUGCCCUGAACCUCACCGACACAUCUGUGGGCGCAAGUAGCGGCAGCAGCGGCGUCAGCAGCAGCAGCCCAGCUGUUAACAGCGGCAAGGCUCCAGCUCCACCCACCGGCAGCGCUUCCUCCCCAUCCGCAGGUGCUGCCCCAGGGGGCCGCCGUCCUGCUUCCCCGGGCCCCUCUGUCUCGAGGCCUCCCGCUAAGGGUUCCCCCGGGCGUGGGAAGAGCACCUGGAGGGUGGAGGACCUAGAAGGCGAGCUGGAGAGGAAGAUAAAGAUGCUAGAGAAGGAGAGACAGGCCAUGAGGAAGGAGACACAGGGCCAGCAUGAGAAGAUCAACAAGGGCAUCGACACUGUCAGCCAUCGCGUCACUGAGCUGGAACACACACUGACAGAGCCGCCGUUCCCUGAUGGCUUUGUCAUCUCCUUCCCCAUGCGCACCAACUACAUGUACGGCCUGGUGAGAAAAGAGAUUACUGAGAUGUAUGCCUUCACUGCCUGCCUAUGGCUCAAAGCCAAAGAAGGUGGCAUCGGGACCCCCUUCUCCUACUCUGUGCCGGGGCAGCCCAAUGAGCUGGUGCUGUUACAGGGAGUCCACAACCCUGUGGAGCUGCUUAUUAACGACAAGGUGGCGCAGCUGCCGCUGUCCCUGCCACAGGAUGAGUGGCAGCACAUCUGUGUCAGCUGGACCCUCAGGGAUGGGGUUUGGAAAGCCUACCAGGGUGGGAAGAUGAAGGGCAGAGGCGAGGGACUGGCGGCCUGGCACCCAAUCAAACCCGGGGGAGUCCUCAUUCUGGGACAGGAACAGGACACACUGGGGGGGCGUUUUGAUGCCUCCCAGGCCCUGGUCGGAGAGCUCUCCCAAUUCAACCUGUGGGACCGGGUGCUGAAGCCAGCUGAGGUGGCGGCCGUGGCUGACUGCAGCUCCUCGGCGCUGGGCAACAUCGCGCCCUGGACCGACCAUGAUGUAGAUGUCUAUGGUGGAGCCACCAAGGAGUCCCUGGACCCGUGCCACGCUGCCCAGAGAUCCAACCCCUCUGGCCCCAAACAGUGAAGAAUGACUGGGAGAGGUCAGCCGAGGGAAGUCAUGUUUGAAAGCUCAAAUUUAGGAGCCUAAAGGCUUUUUUUCAAAUUGAAGAGUUCAGUAUAUUUGCUCGUUGGGGGUUGGUAAGCUUACCGGCGGACUAUUAAAUUGUAAAGAGUGGUGUAUCUGUUCUGUUCUUUGUGUUGGUGUCCACGCUCAUGUGUUUACUUCUGCAGUGAGAUACAGUGAGUUUAGUCACACAAUCACCUUAGCGAAGGCUGCAUGGGUUGAUCGACCUCUGGCAUGAAAGGUUUAAACAGAGACUCUGCAUUACAGAGUUGAAUCUGCAGUUUGGAUCAUAAUCUGUAGGGCAGAAAGUUUCAGUGCAGUUACGGGAUGAACCUUUAAAGAUGCCAUAUCUGAGGGUUUCUUCAUUUUACAACACAGUGGCACAAAAUUCUGUCUUUUCUCAUCUCGUGUCCAGCUGGUUGUGUUAAAUGCUACAACUGAUUUCUGACAUGCUCUAGUGGUAAUAUCUAUUUUAUUACUCAAUGGGGAAAUGAGUUUGAUCCAUUUUUAACUGUAUAUGAUCCUGUUGAGUAAUGUCUGUGUGCUUUUAGGUUUUCUAUAUAGCAUACCAUGAUUUGGUAAACCAGUGGACUUAUAAAUGUAUAAUGUGUAAUGUACUCUGCUGAUGUCGCUCUGUAUCAGUCUGCCCCCCCGUGCACCCCACAGCCCAGCAAAGUCAAGUUGCAGCAUUUUUUUCUGUUUGCAGCUCAGACAACACAGCGCUCUCAGCCGACCUCUGAAAUAAAAACUCUAAGCACCACUCAGACACUGGUAUUACGAUAUAACUGUGGUAUCACUGAAUGUAAAUCAGAUGAAAUGUUUUUUUUUUUGGUGUGUGAAAAUGACGGUGUUUGUAUUCCCAGACUGCCCCACUACACGCAGAUGUCUUUUCUUUCUUUUUGUAAAUCCUCACAGAGCGAGGGGGAGGGUACGAGGAGGAUUCAUUCCAUGAUGGCCGUUUUGUACUUAACAGCUGUCUCUGUGCAGAAAAACAGUCUGAAAACAAUUAGUUUUGCCAGCUCAAUCUGCCGCCACCGGGUGACAAUUAACUCAAGCUACCGUCACCCUUUGAGUGACCCAAAGAGCUGCAAGACAAAUACAUUUAGAUUACAGCGUUGGUUUGCCUUAAUCUGGCGACAUUUGUGUUGAUAAUUACAGUAUACGCCAUAGGCUUAUAUAUAUAUUGCCCUGAAUUACUUUUCUUGGUUUUCAGCACAUGUUGCUGCAAAGUCGAUUAUAUGUGACCCCC
Molecule: messenger RNA, 4800 nt
Organism: Archocentrus centrarchus (flier cichlid)
Lineage: Eukaryota; Metazoa; Chordata; Actinopteri; Cichliformes; Cichlidae
Exons: 10
Coding region: 162-3512 (1116 amino acids)
Biological process (GO): negative regulation of transcription by RNA polymerase II
Cellular component (GO): chromatin; PRC1 complex
Molecular function (GO): chromatin binding
Source: RefSeq, a predicted model, not a curated record